Messenger RNA from Hippocampus zosterae (dwarf seahorse), 925 nucleotides. It is a transcript of the gene mrpl24, whose product is annotated as mitochondrial ribosomal protein L24. Gene Ontology annotation, biological process: translation. Gene Ontology annotation, molecular function: structural constituent of ribosome; RNA binding. The transcript has 6 exons. The record is from RefSeq and is a predicted model, not a curated record. Lineage: Eukaryota; Metazoa; Chordata; Actinopteri; Syngnathiformes; Syngnathidae. Bases 136 to 786 code for a protein of 216 amino acids. Gene Ontology annotation, cellular component: ribosome; mitochondrion.
GGACACAGUUUGGGUAUUGCGCAUGCGCGCAUAUGAUCCUCCAGUCCCGUAGGUGGCGCUGCUGCCUUUUAGGCAUCUUCCUCACGCGGCUUGACAUUGAGAAGAAGUUCCUCCGGAUAGCGGCCGUCUGGCAUCAUGAGGCUGACGGCGGUGCUGUCCAUGGCCGCUCGGGUGGUGGUGCCCAAGGACUACCGCUACGGCACCAACAGGCCGUGGACCGCGGCUGCCAAGCGUCGGAAUCCGCCAGGCAAGAGGCGGAACAAGGUGUUCGUGGAGCCCAUCGCCAACGAGGACUGGUCUGUGUUGAAAGGGGACACGGUGGAAAUUCUGUCCGGGAAGGACAAAGGCAAACAAGGGAAAGUCACCCAGGUCUUCAGACAGAGAAACUGGGUCAUACUGGAGGGUCUGAACACACAUUACAGAUACAUCGGGAAAAGCGGCGAUUACCGCGGCACCUACAUCGCCAGCGAGGCUCCCCUCCUGCUGCGGGACAUCCGCCUCGUCGACCCCGCCGACAGAAAGCCCACCGAGGUGGAGUGGAGGUUCACCGAGGAGGGCGAGCGGGUUCGAGUGUCGCUUCGGACCGGUCGCAUCAUCCCCAAGCCGGUGGUGGAGCGGCCAGACGGCAUUGUGCCUGAGCAGUGGAAAGACGGUCCCAAAGACACCAGUACAGAGGACACGCUGGAGAAGACCUACACGCCCUCCCUGAAGACUCUUGAGGAGGAAGUCAUGGAGAAGAUGGGCAUCCAGGAGAACAGGAGGCACCAGCGGUCCUACUGGUACUGAGCGAUUCUCCGGUACGCGCCGCAGGACGAUUUGUUUCAAAUGGACCGCAUGUUGCCAUGUCAUGAAUAAAUGAUGCGAUUCACGCGCGAUCCAAUGUUCACGUGUAUUUGACAAAACAAAUGGAAUAGAAUGAAUCCUU